AAGUUUCACUAUAGGAAAAUCUUAAACAUUAUAGUUAUACUUAAGGAAUCAGGAAUAGAACGUAUAUUAAAAAAAAACACAAUGUUUAAAUCGGUGGUGUUGUCUGCUUUAUUUGCCGUUGUCUUAGCUCGUCCUGGUCUAUAUGAAUCUGAGAAGUUGGUAUAUUCCGCACCUGCUUAUGCCUCGGUUGUACAACAAGAACAUGGUUAUGCUCAUGUUGGUUCUGUUGUAAAAUCUGUGCCUUCAGCUGUCUCUCAUCAAAGCCAAUCUGUGGUCCAUAGUUCUGCUCAUGUGGUAGAAGAUGUUUUGGCUCCUGCUGUCAAGAGCACCGAAUAUACAACAAAAACUUUAGUUGCUCCUGUAAUUAAAACUUAUACCGCUCCUGUUUAUGUUAAAACUGUUUCAGCUCCUGUUGUUUAUAAAUCUUAUGCCGAAGCUGCUCCAGUUUUGUAUAAAUCUUGGUAACGUGGUGUAAAGGAAACAAAACUUAAGAUAUUUUGUUAUGAUAUUGUGUAAUGAAUAAAAAUAAUGUGAUUCUUUUAAA
Messenger RNA from Lucilia cuprina (Australian sheep blowfly), 544 nucleotides. RefSeq lists its product as uncharacterized. The record is from RefSeq and is a predicted model, not a curated record. The transcript has 2 exons. Lineage: Eukaryota; Metazoa; Arthropoda; Insecta; Diptera; Calliphoridae. The coding region runs from base 82 to 465 and encodes 127 amino acids.